UUUAUAUUAUCUUUAAUCGUUUUUACUAUCUACAGCCGUAAUAAAUAAUAAUAGCUUGGAAAUUGGAACACUUAGAUCGAUCGUCGUGUUGUUUCUGUACAGUCGUCAGUCAGUACUCAAUAGUGAAAUUUACUAAUUACUAUAUUAAGACCUAAAGUCUGAGGUAAUAAAUCUAUUAACAGUAUGAACUCCAAACAUACUUAUUCUAAUUUAUAGUCUUGACUUUAAUUAUAAAUCAUACUUUAAAUAGGUAUAUAAGAGAAAAUAAACUAUAAUUAUCUUAUUUUUUAUACCUCAAUUAUUUUAUCUUUAAAAUUUAAAAUCGGUAAUAAUAAUGUUAUAGAUUAAUAGCUCCUAGUUUUGAGAAUCACUAAAAAAAGUGACUAUGCUGAUGUAAACUUAUUAAAUCAAUACAAUAUUAGUAGUAAUUCAUAAUGACGUCAGCUUCAAGUACAAGUGCUAGAUCCCUUUUUGGUGAUUCAAAAAAUUUGUUAAGUGAACGAGUAAAGUUGAACAUCAAUAAUAUGUCAUCAGUUAUCAAGCAAAUUCACCGAAGUUCAAAGAGUCAUGACAUGUUAAAUCAAACAGUCAAAAGUCUAUUAUUAUUAGAAUCUAAUAUUGAUCGUACUGAACAUAAUUUAAAUCAAUUAAAAAAUGUUUCAACUAAUUUCAACCAACAAUAUGGGGAAUUUAAAAGAUCUGUACAUCGUAUUGAAGAAGUAAAGGAACAUGUACAAACCAUGCAAAGAUAAAUUUAUAAAUUUAAUUAAUUCAAAAUUAGAUGUAUAUUCAAAUUUGUUAAUUUAUUUUGUAUAAUGUA
Molecule: messenger RNA, 820 nt
Organism: Melanaphis sacchari
Lineage: Eukaryota; Metazoa; Arthropoda; Insecta; Hemiptera; Aphididae
Gene: BORCS7
Exons: 2
Coding region: 435-752 (105 amino acids)
Cellular component (GO): BORC complex
Source: RefSeq, a predicted model, not a curated record